Molecule: messenger RNA, 13320 nt
Organism: Paramecium octaurelia
Lineage: Eukaryota; Ciliophora; Oligohymenophorea; Peniculida; Parameciidae
Source: the annotation of a GenBank genome assembly
AUGAAUUCAAAAAGUGCACUUUAAAGUGCAAAACCAACAAACAUCAAGCAACUGCAAAUGCUCUAGUUGCUAGUAGAGAGAGUGUACAUCCCAUUAGAAUCCAAAGUCGAAUUGAGGACCACUCUCCAGAAGUUCACAAGCCAAAUCGAGCAUUCGAGCCAACAGGUACCAAUAUUACUCAAACAUAUAGGUUUCUGGUACCAUCACAAUUGAGCUACCAGAAGUUGUCGAUUAAGUCGAUGAUGAAACUGCUGUGAAGAAUUAUGAACUUAUGGAAAAGUACGAAGAAUAUAUCGGAAAAUGGUCGCAAACUAUCCGACAGACCAUAUUGAAGGAGGCUAGUCGAAAAACAGAGAAGAAUUCCGCCUUGGCCGAUAUCAUGUUGUGGAGAUCUAGAUCGGCAAAUUUGAGUACUUUGUAUUAACAAUUGGUAUGUGCACUUCAUUACCCUAUCAUAGUAAAACCCCAUCGUUGCCAAGGUGAGAUAGAGAUUGCAAACCUAUUUAGAAGACAACCAGUCAGCAGUCUUGGAAUUCAAUGGUCAAUUUGCAGAGUUAACCAAGGCUCAGGCUGAAGCCAAAGACAACGUUAAAUUUCUAACUACUCUUGAAAGACAAUUCAAGAAUCUUGACUAGGAUGGAUUGAAUGGAAUCAAAGAGACAUUGCCUUCACUCAUGAAUGGACUCAAGAUGGUCUGGAUCAUCUCUCGCCAUUACAAAGAAGGAGACAAGAUGUAGAACCUGCUGCAAUUGAUUUCCGAGGAAAUAGCCGAUAAGGUGGAAUCCCAAAUUAAAAUCCCCUAAUUAUUCACUCUGAGAGAUGACUUACCCUAUGAACAACAAUUGGAAGCAAGCAUCAAUUUAAUUAUGCAGGGAUCGGAAAUUCUCAAGUCUUGGAAGGAUCUCUAUCACAAAACUAAAUUAGCCAUUGAAGAAGAGAACCUUGAUCGUUGGGACUUCACAGUCAGAACUAUUCAAGAGAGAAUCGAGUAUAUGGCUAACAGAUUGGAUGAGUUGAGGAAGGUAAUCGAUACAGUGAGAAAAUUCCUAGUGUUUUUGGGACCAAAUUUGAAAAAGGUCACAGGAAACGCUUAAGAAAUUGAUAAAAGGAUAGAGGAUGUCAAAUAAUUGAUUACUCCCAUUGUCAAUAGUCCUUACAAUUUCUUCUAAAAGCAGAAUGCUGGGCAAUGGAAAACCAUCUAUUAAAAAUUCUAAGAGAAUUAAAAGUUAAUCGUUGGGAAAACUAUUGAUUUAAUCGAUGAAACCUUUAAAUCCUUGAGAUCUGCAGAAGGAGCUUUUGAUUUGUUGUAAAACUUCAAAAGUAUCGACACAUUAGAGGACAUCAGUACAACUUUACAGAAGAAGUAUCAGGAAGUGUUGUUCUAAUAUAAGAAUGAGUUAAAGCAGAAUCAAGGUCUAUUUGAAAAGGGACAGUAGGCCACUGAUGUUUCUUUGAUAUCAUCCAAAAAUCGUCCGCCUGUUGCAGGAUCGAUAAGUUGGGCAAGAUCGAUAUUUUACAGAAUCAAAAGACCUGUUCUUAAAUUCAUUACAAGAGAAGAGACCUUUAUCGAAAAGAAGGACGAACAAGACAAACAAGAAAACAAAGAGAGUAAGAAUCCCAAAAAUUUGGGGUCGUAAUAUAAUGAAGCCAAAAAUGAAUACAGAACCUUGGCGAAGAAGCUGGAUCAAUUCCAAAAGGAUAAGUUUGAAAGUUGGGAGAAAUCCAUUACAGAAAAAGCCUUGCAAUAUCAAAAAAAUAGGAUUUUAACCAAACAUGAACAACCCAAGGAAGAAGGAAGUUGGAAUCGUCGAUACACAGUGUUCUUUUAAGAUGAGUUUAAGACCUUAAUUAAGGAAACAAAGCAACUUGAAAAAAUGGGAUAUAAAAUCAAUUAGACAACCAUCAACAUUUCAAAAUUAGAGAAAGAAUUCUAUGGUUACAUCGAUAGAUUGUAGAUUAUGUUGAGAGAAUACGACGAGGCUGUUCACACCUUACAGCCAAUUGAAAAGGAAUUGUUGAAAGAGAAGAUCAUGAAAUUAAACAGGGCCUUGGAACCUGGACAUGAAUCUUUGAAUUUGGCAUCUUUGGGCAUUCCAGAUUUCAUUGACAAUUGCCUUAAAGCAAUUAAUGAAUUCAGGGAUAUUAAGAAGAAAGUGAGAAAAUCUACAGGAAUGAUUGAGGACAUAGUGAAAUCAAUUGAAGAAGCUCAGAUUUUAAGAGAGUAUGAUUUUGAGACAAGAAAGGAAAAUGCCUCUUUGCCCUAAUUGAACGAAUUCUAAAGUUACUUCGAAGAACAUCUAAAUAAAACAAUAGAGGAAUUGGUGGAGAAAUACAAGUUGGUGGGUGAUAAUUUCCUGAGGAAUAUUGAGGAAUCAAUUUUCAAUAGUUCAUCAAAAGGGGAACCUCGAAUGAGGGAAUAUUAUUACUAUUGGGAAAGAAGAAUAUACAAUGCUUUGGUGAAAAUGACUCUGAGAGGAUUCUUAACCUUCAAAAAUCUAUUGUAACAACCAAGUGGUAAAUAAGUGCCAUUAUUUUAAAUCACUGCAGAGUAUAAUCAUCCGCAAUUGAAUACUAUUCCUCCCAUUCCUGAGGUGACUACUGUCUUGGAAAAGAUUUCAACAAGCAUUAAAGAGGCCUCACAAGGAUUUUGGAGAUGGAUGGAUGGAUAUUGUAUCUUCUGUGAAAAGAAGUAGAGUCGAAGUGCCAACGAAGAAAUCUAGUAUCACACUUUCUAUAGCUAAAUUAUAAGGAAUCCUAUCAUUACUCGUAUUGCCAUGUAGAUUGGUAUUAUAAGGGAGAAGGCAAGUGAUAAAGUGAAUAACUUUAAGGAGAUGUGGGAGGAUGAUAAAAAGAAGCCUCUGUGGGAUUAAAAGGCUAAGCAUGCCGUCGAGAAAAUAAUUGACAAAAACCCGACGACUCUGUCCUUGGAAAUAAAGAUGAGUUAGUACAAGGGUUUGAUUUAAGAUUUCGAAGAGUACCCUAGAGAGAGAAAAGCCUUCUUUAUUUCUGAGUAUUUUGGAAAUGUCAUUGAAAGCUUCAAGGCUCAGGCUAAGGAUUGGAUGGAUAAACAUGGUAUCGUAUUAAAGACUCUGGGCAUGAGAGAGUUAGAAGCAAUUAAAAAGGAGAUUGAUGAUUAUAGAGAACAACUGAUGGUGCAGCCAAAGGAUAUUGAAGAUCUAAAGAAGCUUUUGAAUUUAAUUUAGGAGAUCAAGAACAUGACCAUGAAUAUGGAAUUUAAGAUGGGUGAUGUAACCGAAAGGUUUAGAACUCUGAAAAUGUAUUAGCAAAAUGUAGAGUAGGAGAAGUUGGAAGAGGCAUUUUCAUUGAAUGAUAGAUGGAAUGAAUUGGUUAAUCAUGCAAAGAAGAAGGAUUCCAAAUUAGUUGAAAAGAAAAAGGAAUUUGCUGAAGUGACAAAAAAAGAAGUAGAGCAAUUUAAGGAAAACAUUAAAUUACUCUAUAAAGAUUUUAAGGCAAGUGGUCCAGGUGCUGAUAGUACUUCCUUGGACAAAGGUUUGGAAUCUCUACAAGAAUACAAGACAGUUGUUUCUGAGUUGAAUGCAAGGAGGGAAGAAUUGGUCAAGGCAGAGAAGCUAUUCAACUUACCCAUCUCUUCAUUCCCUGAAUUGGUUGCAAUUGAAGAGGAGAAUAAGGUUCUAUCUGUUUUGUAUGAUUGCUAUAGAACAGUGAAAAAUUAGAUUCAAGAGUGGUCAGUCAUGCUUUGGGUUAAGUUAGAUGCCGAUUUACUGAAGAAUGGAGCUGAUAACUUUGACAAACAAAAGAAGAAGUUGGCAAAACAAUAUGAGAAGAAUACUGUGUAUGAGAAAUUAGCAAAGAAGAUUACUGAUUUCAAAGAUUCAAUUCCUCUGAUUUAAUAAUUGAAGAGUGGAGCUAUUACAGACAGACAUUGGGAGAAGUUGAUGAAGGAAACUGGAGUUAAAUUCGAGACUUCCAUCAAGAGUAUGACUUUAGAAUAAGUGUUUGCUUUGAAUUUGGCAAGAUUCCCAGAGAAGGUUACUGAAAUUUGCACAGAAGCCAAUCAAGAACAUAAGAAUGAAGAGGAAAUCAGCAAAAUUGAAUAGGCUUGGAAGACUGCAAGCUUUAUAAUUGACAAAGAUAAGAAAGGGUAUUAAGUCAUAAAGACAGUUGAUGAGAUUAAAUAGUUGUUGGAAGAUCAAUUGGCCAAUUUAUAGACAGUGUCAAGUAGUAAGUAUGUUGCCGCCUUCAUUUCACGUAUCAGACAUUGGGAGUAAGCAUUAAAUAGAAUAAGUGAAGUGAUUGAUGUUUGGCUGUAGGUCUAGAAGAAAUGGCAGGAUUUAGAAGGUAUUUUUAUGGGAUCCGAGGAUAUCAGACAAUAAUUGAGAGAAGAUUCAAAGAAGUUUGAUUAAAACGAUAAAGCAUAUAAAAAGAUAAUGGAGCAAACUGCAAAGAACCCAAAUAUCUAUGCAAGUUGUGUUGUCAAUGAUGGUAGACUCAGUGAAUUGAAAGCAUUGUCUGAUUAAUUGGAUAAGAGAUAGAAGUCCUUAUCAGACUAUUUAGAUACAAAGAGGAAUGUGUUCCCAAGGUUUUAUUUCUUGUCAGAUGAUGAUUUGUUAUCGAUUUUGGGAUCAAGUGAUGUAUCAGCUGUCUAACCACACACAUUGAAAUUGUUUGAUAAUUGUAGAGAAAUGUUGCUUUCUAGAAAUAAAAUGGUCAUUGGUAUGGCAUCUGAUGAAUCUGAGGAGUUUUCUUAUAAAGAACCAUAAAAAACUGAUGGCCCAGUCGAAUUAUGGAUGACAAGAGUUGAUGAGGAAAUGCAGUCAACACUGAAGAAGAUGACAAAGGAGGCUACAUUCCAUUAUGCUAACAAAGAGAGAGUGCCUUGGAUUCUGAGUCAAAUUGGUAUGAUAUCCAUUGCAGGCACAUAAGUUUGGUGGACAUGGAGAGUAGAAGAUGUGUUUAGAAAGGUUAAGGAGGGUAAUAAGUACGCCAUGAAAGAUGAGUUAAAGAAGCAAACGAAGGACCUCGAUGAUUUAAUUGAUUUGGUCAGAACAGAUCUCAAAAUGAUCGAUCGUAUUAAGAUCAAUACUUUAAUUAUUGUUGAUGUUCAUGCCAGAGACAUUGUCGACUUCUUUGUGAAAGAUUCAAUAUUGGAUGCUAAGGAAUUUGAAUGGGAAUCCCAAUUAAGAUUUUAUUGGGUAUUGGAAGAGAAUGACAUAAGAAUUAGACAAUGUACAGGUACUUUCACUUAUGGAUACGAAUAUCAAGGAUUGAAUGGAAGACUAGUUAUUACUCCUUUGACUGAUAGAUGUGUUAUGACAUUGACAACUGCAUUGACAUUCAAAUUGGGAGGUGCACCUGCUGGACCUGCAGGUACUGGUAAGACAGAAACUGUUAAGGAUCUUGCAAAGUCAUUAGCCAUAAGAUGUUGCGUGACAAAUUGUGGUGAAGGUUUAGAUUACAAAGCAAUGGGAGUUAUCUUUAGUGGUCUGGUUCAGACAGGAUUUUGGGGAUGUUUUGAUGAAUUCAAUAGAAUUACAGCUGAAGUGCUGAGUGUUGUGAGUGUUUAGAUCAAGACAAUACAGUAAGCAUUGGUUUAAGAGAAGAAGACCAUUGAAUUGUUAAAGAAGGAAGUCCAAGUCAAAACAACAGUAGGAAUAUUCGUGACUAUGAAUCCAGGAUAUGCUGGUAGAACUGAAUUGCCUGAUAACUUAAAGGCUCUAUUUAGACCAGUUGUUAUGGUUGUUCCAGAUUCAAAUAUCAUUUGCGAAAUCAUGUUGAUGAGUUAGGGAUUCAAUUCGGCCAGAGUUCUAGCCAAAAAGAUGACAGUGCUUUACAAGUUGGGUAGUGAGUAAUUGAGUAAACAAUACCAUUAUGAUUUCGGUUUGAGAGCUUUGAAGAGUGUGUUGGUCAUGGCAGGUUCUCUGAAAAGAGAGGCAUCUGAUCUACCUGAAGAUACUGUUUUGAUGAGAGCACUUAGAGAUAUGAAUAUGCCUAAAUUCAUUUUUGAGGAUGUUCCCUUGUUUUAAGGAUUGAUCACAGAUUUAUUCCCUAAAAUCGAUGUUAAGAGAAAACCAUAUGAGAAGAAGGAUAAAAUCUAGGAGAUUGUUGAACAAUUAGGAUAUCGACCUUUGGAUGAUUAAAUUGACAAAGUGGUUCAAUUGUAUGAAACCAUGUUGACUAGACACACAACAAUGGUUGUUGGACCAACUGGAUCUGGAAAAUCAGCUGUUAUUGAAAUCUUGAAAAGAGUGGAAAGUGCUACUUAUUAUUGCAUCAAUCCUAAAUCAAUCACAGUUAAUGAAUUAUAUGGUGUCAUGGAAAUGACAACCAGAGAAUGGAAGGAUGGAAUUUUGAGUAAGAUUUUCAGAAUCGCUAAUGAAAAGCCAUCUGGUUAACAAGAAGUGCAUUAGAGAUGGAUUCUAUUGGAUGGUGAUGUUGAUGCAGUUUGGGUUGAAAAUAUGAAUUCUGUCAUGGAUGAUAACAAAUUAUUAACUCUUAUCAAUGGAGAUCGUAUUCGUCUGGAGAGAUUUUGUAAAUUGUUAUUCGAAGUGUUCGAUCUUUAAUAUGCAUCACCUGCUACUAUUAGUAGAUGUGGUAUGGUCUACGUGGAUCCAAAAAAUCUAGGAUUCAAACCAUUCUAUGAUAAAUGGUUAUCAAAAUGGUAAAAGAAAGGAGAUAAAGCAGAAGGUUUGAAAUAAAACUUGGAAGAGUUUUAUUCUAAAUAUAUACCUCCUUUGAUGAAUCUGAUAUUUGAGGGUAUUGAUGGAGAAGAAUAAGGUCAUGUUUUAGAAUUUUCCAUUCCCAGAACAAAUUUAAAUUGCAUCACUUAAUUGACCAAAAUGUUAGACACAAUUAUUAAUGAAGAAGAUCCAUAAUUUGAAUAAGAAAAUCUAGAAUUAGCCUACAUCUUCGCAAUAGUGUGGUCACUUGGUGCAUGCUUAAAGUUUGAUGCUCGUAAGAAGUUCGAAGAAGUAUUAAGAAGAGUUGCAUAAAGACACAUUCCUCCUGGCUCAUUGUUUGAUCUCUUCUUCGAUUAUACUCAGGACAAUAAGGCUUGGGUUGCUUGGGAAAAGAAGGUGACUGAGUAUUAACCACCUCCUGAUGGGAAGUUCUCAAAAAUCCUGGUUCCAACUGUGGAUACCAAGAGAUUCUCAUAUCUUCUAGGAUAGAAUAUCACUCAUAAAUAACCAUGCAUGUUCGUGGGAGAUAGUGGUACUGCCAAAUCAGUCAUUAUCACAAAUUAUUUGAAUUCUUUGCCAUCUGAAAACUACAUGAAAUUGAAUAUCAACUUCUCAUCCAGAACUAAAUCAAUAGAUGUGUAAACUGCUUUAGAUGAAAAUAUUGAUAAGAGAUCUGGUCGUAUUUUUGGUCCCAAGAUUGCAGGUAAAAAACUCAUCAUAUUCAUUGAUGAUAUCCAUAUGCCUAAAGUUGAUAUCUAUGGUACAUAAUAACCUAUUGCUUGGUUGAAAUUCUUGAUUGAAAAAGGAUUCUGCUAUGAACGAGGUCAAAACCUGGAUCAAAAGAUUAUCAAAGACACCCAAUUUGUGGCUGCAGUUCUACCACCGAAUGUUGGUGCCAAUCCACUUGAUCCAAGAUUCUUGAGUUUGUUCAAUUGUUAUCAAUUACUCUUCCCAUCCAAUGAAAACUUAGAGAGAAUUUACAACUCUAUUCUGAAAUCACAUCUAUAAGGAUUCCCUGAAGAAGUGUCAUCCACUGUUGCUAAAAUUACCUAAGCCACCUUACAAAUUUACAAUGCCAUUGUAGUCCAAUUGCCUCGUACUCCAGUCAAGUUCCAUUACAUUUUCAACUUGAGAGAUCUAAGCAGAAUCUACGAGGGAUUGUGUAGAAGCACACUUGACAAGUUCUAAACAAAGGAGUCCUUCAUUAGACUGUGGAGAAAUGAAGUAACUCGAGUCUUUGUGGACCGUCUGAUUAAUGACUAGGAUCGAGACCUAAUUACUGUAGACAAAAUUCCAAGUUUGAUUAGAGAGCACUUUAGUGAUACAAUUGAUUAUGCAAUCUAAGAUCCCAUGCUAUUUGGUGAUUAUCUAACUGCUAAUCCCCUUGACCCAGAUGUGGUCGAUCCUAAACUAUAUGAAGAUUGUGGGGGAUUUGAAAAGGUUGGUUAGAAGUUCAACUCUUUGUUGUAAGAUUAUAAUGAAGAAGUCAAGGAGAUGAAUCUUGUAUUGUUUAAAGAUGCCUUGGAACACUUAACUAAAAUUCACAGAAUAAUCAGAUUCCCAUUAGGACAUGCCUUACUUGUAGGUUACGGUGGUAGUGGUAAAUAAUCCUUGACUAGAUUGAGUGCAUUUACUGCUAGUUAUGAUAUCUUCUAAAUUACUUUAACAAGAGGAUAUAAGGAGAAGGAAUUCAGAGAAGACUUGAAGACUUUGUAUGAUCUUUUGACAUAGAAACCGACAAUUUUCUUGUUUACUGAUGCUCAUGUUUUGGAGGAAGGCUUCUUGGAGUUGAUUAACAAUAUGCUUACAAUAGGAAUGGUGCCAGCUCUUUUCGAUGAGGAUGGCAAGAAGAAGAUGAGUGACAAGGUGAGAGAUGAGGCAAAGAGAAAAGGAAUUCUGGAAACAAAGGAUGAGUUGUGGAAUUAUUUCCUUGAAAAGAUUAGAGACAACAUGCACAUUGUUUUGUGUAUGAGUCCAGCUGGAGACACUUUGAGAAUUAGAUGUCGUAACUUCCCAGGCUUGGUUAGUAAUACUCAGAUUAAUUGGUUCUUCCCUUGGCCUGAAGAGGCUUUGGUCAGUGUGGCUACUGAGUAUUUGAAGGAGGAGAACUUAGAGGAGGAAACAUUCAGACCCAAGAUUAUUCAGCAUAUCACCAAAGUUCAUGAGAGCAUCUAAAUGUUUUCAAGAGAUUUCGAAUUACAAUUGAGGAGAAAGAAUUUCAGUACUCCCAAGAAUUAUUUGGACUUCUUAUCCAAUUACAAACGAUUAUUGGCUGUGAAUAGAAAGAAAUAUUAGGAUCUUAUUGUGAGAUACACUAAUGGUGUUCAGAAGUUGGAUGAGGCAUCUGAUUAAGUGAAGGUCUUGCAAGAGGAAUUAGAAAUCAAGAAAGUGGAAGUGACAAGUGAAAGCAAGGAAGUUGAGGAUUUGCUCAAAACCAUUAAUGGCAAGAAGGAGAUAGCCACAAAGGAUAAUGAAGAGGCUUCGAUAAAGAAGAAGAAGUUGGAGGUAGACAGUGUGGAAAUCAAUCAAAAGUAAGCGGAAGCUGAUUAAAUUCUUAAAGAGGCCAUUCCUAUUUUAGAGUCUGCAAAGGAUGCUCUUAAUAAGAUUGAUUAAAAGGAGUUGGUUGAAUUGAAAGCAUUAAAUUCCCCACCUAAACCAGUUGGAGCAGUUGCAUCGAUGUUGCUCAUCUUCAAACCAAUAGAUGGUAUUGAAGGAGAUGGCUGGAAUGCUGCCAGAUAGAUGAUGAAUAAUCCAAUGAAAUUGCUAGAAUAGUUGUAGAAUUAUGGUAAUAAGAUUGGAAAGGUGACAAGGAAUUAGGUUGAAAAAAUUAGAAGUGCCAUGAGAGAUCCAGAGAAUCGUUUAGAUGAAAUAUUGAAGAUUUCAAAAGCUGCAAGUGGUCUCUAUACAUGGGUAACAGCUACAGUCAAUUUCUAUGAUGUGUAUAAGAAAGUGGAACCACUUAAGUCACGUUUGGAGGCCAUGACCAAGUAAAAGGAGGCCACUGAAGAAGACUUGAGAAACACUGCUAUUAAAUUGGAGGCUUUGUAAAAGGAAGUGGCUGAGUUACAAGUACAAAGUGACUAAAAGGCUGCAAGAUUAGCUGAAUUGACUGCUCAAGCAUAAGAAAUGGAAAAGAAAUUGAAUGCUGCAAAGAAAUUGAUUGAAGGUUUGGGAGGUGAGAAGAAAAGAUGGACAGAAGACACUGGUAAAUUGGCAUAAAUGACUAAGUAAUUGAUUGGAGAUUGUUUGAUUGCCAGUUCUUUUCUGAGUUACGUGGGCCCAUUCGAUUAUUCAUUCAGAAGAAGAAUGCUUUACGAUCAUUGGAUGGUUGACAUCAAAGAGAAAGAAUUGCCCAUGAAUCCAGAAUUCAAAUUCGAAGAAUUGUUGAGUAGUGCAGUAGAAAUAUCUUAAUGGAAUUCUGAAGGAUUGCCAUCUGAUGAAUUAUCAGUUUAGAAUGGUAUCCUCACUACCAGGGCAUCAAGAUGGCCUUUGUGUAUUGAUCCACAACUAUAGGCUGUGAAUUGGAUCAAGAAAAGGGAAGAGAAGGACAUAGCCUUCAAGGUUCUGAAUUUGAAUGAAGGAGCAGGUGUGUUUUUGAAACCUUUAGAAAAUUGUAUCAGAUAUGGUAAACCCUUUUUAUUUGAGAAUGUCGACGAAGAAUUGGAUCCAACCAUUGAUCCAAUUUUAGAAAAGAACUUCAUUAUCAAGGCAGGCAUGAAGAGUAUCAAAUUGGGCGAGAACACUAUUGACUAUAAUGAUGAUUUUAGAUUGUAUUUCACAACUAAAUUGGCCAAUCCAAAAUACACUCCAGAGAUUAUGUCAAAGACCAUGGUUAUUAAUUACACAGUCACUUUAACUGGAUUGAGAGAUCAACUAUUAAACGUGGUUGUCUCAUUUGAAAGACCAGACAAGGAGAAACAAAGAUUAGAACUUAUCUAGAGCAUGAGUGAAAACAAGAAAAAGUUGAAGGAAGCAGAAGAUGACUUAUUACAAAGAUUAUCAGAAGCUUAAGGAUCUUUGUUGGAUAAUGUGUAAUUGAUUAACACCCUAGAUCAAACAAAGGCAAAGUCAGAAGAAAUUCAAUAAGCAAUCAAUGAUGGAUAGAUUACAAGUCAAGAAAUUGAACAAGCAAGAUAAAGUUAUACUACUGUGGCUAAGAGAGGAGCCAUCCUGUUCUUUGCCAUGAGUUCAUUAAGUUCGAUCUCAGAAAUGUACGAAUAUUCUCUAAGUGCUUAUUUGCAAGUGUUCAAUCAAUCUUUGAGAGAUGCUAGAAAAGACACUAUCUUGGAGUCAAGAUUGAGGAAUAUCAUUGACAAAUUAACAAGUAAUGUUUAUGAUUACACUUGUUUGGGUAUAUUUGAAAUCCAUAAGUUGAUGUUUGCCUUCUAAAUGACUAUUAUGAUUUAAGAUGGAGAGAAAUUAUUAAAUCAUGAGGAAUUGGAUUUCUUCUUGAAAGGAAACACCUCACUUGAAUAAGUCUAGAGAUAGAAACCAUAUGAAUGGGUGCCUGAUUCUGGUUGGAAGGAUAUUAUGAGAUUGAUGCAAUUGGCUGAUAUCUAUAGAUUAUUGGCAGAUGAUUUAGAAAAGCAUGGCAAGGAGUGGAAGAAAUGGUACGACCAUGAAAGACCUGAAUUAGAAACCUUGCCUGAAGGAUACACUAAAUUGAACUCAUUCUAAAUCCUAUUGUUAUUGAGAGUCUUUAGACCUGAUCGUGUUAUCAACGGAGUCAAAAAGUACAUUCAAGAUAUCUAUGGAAAUUCCAAUUAUGUGCAACCACCCAUCAUCAAUUAUGAAAAGAUAUUCGAUUAAUCCAAUGAGAAAUCACCCAUUGUAUUUAUUCUCUCCCCAGGAGCUGAUCCAUUACCAGAUGUUAUGAAAUUAGGAGACUCUAAAGGAUUCACAGGAGCCAAAUUCAGAAAUCUAUCUCUAGGAUAAGGUAGUGAAUAAGAAGCAUCUCAAUUUGUCGAAGCUGCAUCACAAAGAGGACAUUGGUUGAUGUUAGCCAAUUGUCAUUUAUUGACAGGGUGGCUUAAGAGUUAUUUAGAAAAGACUUUGGAAUUGAUGCAGAAACCACACAAAGACUUUAGAUUGUGGUUGACAACUUAACCUACAGACAGAUUCCCAUUGGGUAUCUUAUAAAAGUCGCUGAAAGUAGUCACAGAACCACCUGAUGGUUUGAAAUUGAACAUGAAAGCUAUCAUGAGCAAGAUAGAUGAAAACUCAUUGAACUCUUGUCCUCAUGUAGCCUACAAAACUUUGGUGUAUGUGGUCUCUUUCUUCCAUUCAAUCAUUUUGGACAGAAGAAAGUAUGGCAAAAUUGGAUGGAAUGUCAGUUAUGAUUUCAACGAAUCAGAUUUCAACAUUAGUAGCAGUCUAUUAUCCAUGUAUUUGAAGAAGGCAUAUGAUGCUAAAGAUGAGACAAUCCCUUGGAAUUCCCUUAAGUAUCUUAUCGGAGAAGCCAUGUAUGGAGGUAGAGUGACAGAUUCCUACGAUAGAAGAGUGUUGAUCACAUACUUGGAUGAAUACAUGGGAGAUUUCCUCUUUGAUAAGAACAGAGAGUUCCUCUUUGCAUAAAGUGAGGACUUCAAAUAUGAAAUACCUAAAGUACUCAACCAUGAAGGAUUUUAGACAAUGAUUGAUCAUCUACCUUUGAUCAACUCUCCUGUAGUCUUUGGUUUACAUCCAAAUGCAGAAAUCACUUACUUCACCAAUAGUGCAAAGUCCAUUUGGGAUAAUCUUUUGUAAUUAAGAGCAUCUGGAGGGGCAGUUUCAGGAGGCAUUGACAAAGAUAAGUAUGUUAAUGAUGUGAGUGAAGAUGUUUUAUCUAAAUUGCCUGUCAUCUGGGAUGUAAUAGCUUUAAGAAAAGAAGCAGGAGAAAUCAUCUCCCCAACUUAAGUUGUCUUGUUCUAAGAACUUGAAAGAUUCAACAAACUAAUCAUCAAAAUCAAUGAGUCAUUAUUUAAUCUCAAGAGAGCCUUGAAGGGAGAAAUUGGUAUGAGUAAUGACCUAGAUGAAUUGUCUCUAGCUCUGUUCAAUGGGUUCUUACCAGGAAUGUGGAGAAGACUUGCACCACAAACUGAAAAGAAGCUAGGAUCUUGGAUGAAUCAUUUCAAGAGAAGAGUUUAAUAAUAUUCAUACUGGGCAAGCAAGGAAGAACCUUAUGUUAUGUGGUUGUCUGGUCUUCAUAUUCCAGAAAGUUAUCUCACUGCUUUGAUUCAAACUACUUGCAGAGCUAAAACUUGGGCUCUCGAUAAAAGUAGGUUGUACACUUAAGUCACCAAAAAAUUCAAGGCCAAAGAUAUCACUUAAAGAAUGGAAUUCGGAUGCUAUAUUGAGGGUCUUUAUUUGGAAGGAGCAAGAUGGGAUGUUGAAAACAAUUGUCUUAAAAAAUAAAAUCCCAAAGAAUUGAUUUAUGAGAUGCCUCUUAUUCAAGUAAUCCCUGUUGAAGCUAACAAACUUAAGUUGAAAGGUAAUUUUAUUAAAUUUAUGUUUUCUAGACACUUUAGCUACACCAGUAUAUGUUACAUAAUCAAGACGUAAUGCUAUGGGAGUCGGUCUCGUUUUCGAAGCUGACCUAAGAACUCAAGAACAUAUUAGUCAUUGGAUUCUUUAAGGAGUAGCCAUGACAUUAAAUGUUGAUUAUUGAAGUUACAUAUAUCAC